Harpegnathos saltator (Jerdon's jumping ant) is the source of this 4117-nucleotide messenger RNA. Its product is annotated as frizzled-4. Gene Ontology annotation, cellular component: membrane. NCBI's taxonomy places the organism in Eukaryota, Metazoa, Arthropoda, Insecta, Hymenoptera, Formicidae. The record is from RefSeq and is a predicted model, not a curated record. The transcript is spliced from 7 exons. Gene Ontology annotation, molecular function: Wnt-protein binding; transmembrane signaling receptor activity. Gene Ontology annotation, biological process: non-canonical Wnt signaling pathway; canonical Wnt signaling pathway. The coding region runs from base 1132 to 3048 and encodes 638 amino acids.
UUUAGUCGCACGGAAACUUCAGUCGGCGGCGGAGCUCGCGCGUUCAGUUUGACCAGACCCAUUAAUUUUCGUUCGCGAUGAUCUUGUACGGUGCGAUCGUCAUGGUACACAUGACAGUUUACCGCGAUUGGACAAUGCAGUGGCGGGCAUGCGACAUAUCCGUGUAAAACCGCGAGUGAUUAUGCGGUCGUCUUUGUGAUCGGAUCUGUUGCUCUCCGCACGGUGGAGAUCCGGACCUUGUGCUCCCGCGCUUAUUUCGAACGUGAGCGCGCGUGUCACGUGCUUGUCUGUAUAUAUCGCGGUUAAUUUCGUUAUUUCAAUCACCGGUGCGUGCAUGCAUUGCGUACGUGCGUACGUGCGUGCCUGCGCGUGCGUGCGUUCGCGCAAAUUCUCCGCAAACUGCACCUCUUGUAUACGCGUGAACUUGCGAGAGAAAUAACGUUUGAUUCUUUUUCUGAGAUUCUCUCUGGAUGAGAAAUUGAAAUUGAACGUUGGAUAAAAACAGAAAAAGGACGGAGAAAAGUUCGUGUUCUCAAGAGAAUCUCUCUGAUCUCUAGAUAAGAGAAGAAGAAGAACAAAAGGACAAAUCCUUCUGUGCAAAGACAACGAAAUUUGGAUUUAUUGAAACAAAGUUUAUCGUUCAAUAGAAUUAUUUACCUAACCGAGUUGGUAGCUUCAGAGAAGUCGACGUAUUAUGUGCAAUUUGUAUUGUGUAAACAAGAGAGUGGAAUUAAGUUAUUGCGUCAAUCUGUCUUUCGAUCGUUGUAUCUCGAUUAAGUUAAAACCAAGCGGUCGCGGCUGCACCGGACACGAAGAAGCCAAUUAAAUUAAUCUCGUUUAAUGCACAAACGAGUUAAUUAAAGUACUUCUUGAGUCGAGAUCGGAUUUGACGGCUCGUUAAAUGAAGCCGCGACGGGACCGUAAUUAAGAGAAGGAAGAAGUUCCGGUUUAAUGAAAGGCAGAGUUAGAUCUUCAUUAAUUUAAGAGAGUUUUGAAUUGAAGUCCCGCAUAAUGCGUGAUCGAUAUCUCGAUGAUAUGUCGAUUCAUCGAUCGACCUGUAGGAAUACACAGUACAAAUUAUGAAAAUAGAGCGAUAAAAACGAUUUUGUAAAAGUCUUUUAUGCGGAAAAUAUGUAUUGGAUUUUGUUAUUGAUGUUGGUGCGUACGAUAUGGUGCGCUCACGGUGCUUGCGAACCAAUCAGGAUCGAAAUGUGCCGCGGUCUCGGCUACAACGUCACCGCUAUGCCAAAUCUAGUUGGCCACGAGAUCCAAGGCGAUGCUGAUUUUACUUUGCAGACGUUCAGUCCACUCAUUCAAUACGGAUGCAGUGCACAAUUACAUCUAUUCCUGUGCUCGGUAUAUGCACCAAUGUGUACCGACAAGGUUACUUCACCCAUCGGACCUUGCAGAGGCCUAUGCGAGCAAGUGAGAGUCCGAUGCUUUCCAGUUCUUCAAGGAUUUGGUUUUCCCUGGCCAGCUGCAUUAAACUGUUCCAAGUUUCCACCAGAAAACAAUCAUCAUCAUAUGUGCAUGGAAGGACCUGGUGAACCUGGACCAGUUAGUCCUAUUCAGGCAAUAGGCGCAAGCAAUGGACCUUGGGGUUGUUCAUGGUAUGCCAAGUCUGGGUUGUACAUUUUCCUAAAUCGUUCUGGAAGAUGCGCUGCCGCUUGCGACGCUGAUAUCCUAUGGUCCAAAAAGGACAAGAAACACACAGAGGCCUGGAUGACUGUAUUCACCACAGCAUGCCUCGCCUCCGUCGCGGUUGCUAUCCUGACUGUUUUGAAGCCGCGCAAACAACCGGUAUUAACCACUACCGCAGAACGUGCAAUAAUCUUCUUGACAAUUUGCCAUGCGGCGGUCGCCAUCGGUUAUGUGAUUCGAUUAGCGGCUGGCCGUUUGAAUGUCGCCUGCACAUCCGCAAUUUCGCUACAUUCACAAGAUCAAGUAGCCUUGGCCCAACAACAGCAACAACAAUAUCUUACGCAAGAUGGUCUGGCUAAUCCUUACUGUGCUGUCGUGUUUCUGUUGCUCUAUUACUUCGGAAAUGCUGCGAUUGUCUGGUGGGUCGUGAUAUGCGCGUGGUGGUGCAUAAUGGCCAGAAAAUGGACGAGGACGGCCAGCAACUGCAAGGAGGAUGGUUUCGGACCGCAACAGGGAUUCUCAACCAUAGCUGCGGUUGCGGCUUGGGGUCUGCCAGCCGCUCAUACUAUCGCCGUAUUGGUCACGAGGGACGUCGACGCUGACGAGUUGACCGCUAGUUGCUUCGUCGGCCAGCAGAAUACACAUUCCCUGCUCGUGUUGGUGUUGGCGCCUCAAUUCGUCUACUUGUCGUUUGGCACGACAUUUCUGUUGGUCGGUCUGGCGUCGUUGCUGUUACCGCGACGUCCGGCAGUGACGCCUACCACGACAUCGACGUCGUCGUCAUCCUCCUCUUCGUCGGCAGCGGCGGCUCUGACCGCAUUAGCAGCGUCUCACGCGAAUCCGCUGAUGCGUACGCAUCAGCGCGAGAUGUCCGGUAAAUCGUCCCCAGCAGAGAUUCACCGACGUCAAAAGCAACUAUUGACGCGUGUCGGUAUAUUCGGCUGGCUCUACGCCGCCCUGAUGAUCUGUCUGGCCAGUACGAGUUUUUACGAAUGGUGGGGAAGGGAGACGUGGCUGCGAGCGCCAGAACCAUCAACGGCGCCGCGUAUACCCUCCCGGCCUCUGCUGCAGGUUUUCGUACUGCGAUUAGUGGUAACCCUCGGCGCUGGCGUCAUGACCGCCGCGUGGAUUUGGUGGCCCGAGGCGACGAGCUUGUGUCGCAGGAUAUCGCACUGCAAGCAACCGCCGCGCAAGUGCCAUCCAGUGCCGGUCGUGCAUUGUUACAACGCCGGAACCGCCGCCACUCCCGUGUCGCAUCAGAUUCAUCAUCUGACUCAUCUGACGCCGCCGCAGCAGCAUCCUCUGCUGCAUCAGCACGCGAUCACGAAUCCGCAAAUACCGCAUAGAAAUUACAAGAAGCAUCGAAAACAUAGGAAGCAUCAUUCCGGCAGCGAGACGCAAGUUUAAGCGAACGAUACGCGCGCGAACGUACACGUCAACAUUAUAUAUAUACACACAGCUCCUCGCUGUUCGACGAGUGCCUUACACGUUAUCAUAUUAUUAUGUUCUACGAUGUGGCACGGCAAACGAUAUGAACAUCGUAUCGUACGUAUCCUUUGCCUCAUACCGACCUCUCAAGCGCAUGAAAGUUACUCAAUGUAAUUUAAGUUAUUUAACAUCUUUAUCACAUUGUUGAGUAAUUUUUAAUCGGAUAAAUUUCUUUUCGUUCGAUGGUAGCUAAUAUAAUAUCUAAAUUUGAUGGAACUGCCUUUUUAUGUAAGACAAAAUCAAGUAUUGAGAAUUCAACACACACACACACACACACACAUCCCCUCAUUGCUGUGUAUCGUGUUAGUUGACAGCGAGUGAAAUUAAUAUUUCCCUUGUAUUUUUAUAAAGUCUAAAAAAUUCACAUAUUUUACAAUGUCAUAAUGAUACGAAUCGACGCCGUUGAAUUUACCCACAGAAACGUUCAUGUAAACGAGAGAACGGCGAAUGCUAAAUUUAAACGUCGAAGAAUAAUGGAACAACACGAUCGGAAGGAAAGAGCGCACUCAUUUCGGUCUCAACCUUAUUUGUGCAGCAACGUUGUUAUAUAAAUGCAUGUGCCUACAUAGUUGUAGAAUAGUUAUCGCAUUGCAGUUCUGUGAUGUGUAACAUCCGGCAAUGCGAUUUUUGUUCAACUUUAUCCACUGCCAGGAAAUAAUUUCUAAUUCGUAUACCGUGCCAAUUCUAUUCUCUACUGUAUCAACGUAUUCUCUUUUUUCGCCUUAUUUUCGCAAAGAAAUUUUGCGUGAAGUAUUUUAAGUAGCCAAUCAUAUGUGAAUCAAUAUUGCCUUUCUUAACGACUUAUCUCGUUGCUUUAUUUUAUUUUAUUUUUAUUAUGGAUUAGCCAAAUAAAAUCUGUUUGUUACAUAUAGUGACAAUUAAUCUAAUUUUAUUUCGAUGUGUAUACGAGAAAAGUGUAAGAAAUAUAUACACAAUUUGAUGUGAUAACAAUGGAAUUAAGUUAUUUAGUGGUCGCUAUAAUGUACAA